Molecule: messenger RNA, 2933 nt
Organism: Notechis scutatus (mainland tiger snake)
Lineage: Eukaryota; Metazoa; Chordata; Lepidosauria; Squamata; Elapidae
Source: RefSeq, a predicted model, not a curated record
AGUAAUGGGAAUGAACACUUGACCAAUAUCUUGCCAGUUUGUAGUACUUGGUUGCUGAAAACACAUCUGCCCCAUUGUCUUCCACUGGGACUUUUGUGCUGCUGGAAUUUCAUUUUUAGAAAAGAUAAAAGUCCUUAAAGGAGAAAACUAUUAGAACUCAUGAUCAUUUCUUUAUGCUGGAGUUUCAUGUUCGCUUUCCGAUUACGAGAUGUAUUGCCUUUUGCUGUUGAUCCUCUUAUUUUGCAGCAAGGCGAAAAGUCAAGAUAACGUGUUCACUAUCAAUAAAGUUUCACUCCAGGCUUUUCCACAAAACGAAAUACACAAUGGAGUACCAUUCAUCCUCAACUGUUCUGUGGAUAUUAGCAAGAAUGAACAUUUCCGACUGAAUUACACGUUUUCAUUUUUCAAGGAUGGUGAGCUUCUGUUCACUAACACAGUUGAACAAGAUAGCGCCCAGUAUACAAUCUCAAAGGCUAGAUUUUCUUCUUCAGGACAAUAUGAAUGUUCAUUAAGUGUUGAGGAGAAAAAAAAAUUCAGUGACCCUUUGACCGUUAAAGUUGAAGGCAUAAUGAAGCCGGAAUUGAGUGUCCUGAAAACAGAAGUGAUGGAAGGUGAAAAUGUACUUUUACGCUGUGAAAUGCCAGAUGAAAAGCCACCUUUAAUUUUCACAUUUUAUAAAACUAAACAGUCUGCAAAUGGAGUUGUACAAGAGAGAAAACGAAUAUCGAAACUUGAAAAUUUUGUUGAGUUAGAAUUUCCCAUUGAUGCCGGAGAUAGUAUUUUAAAUUUUGAAUGUGCUGUCGAGAUGAAUUUAGUGACAGGAUCUCAAGCUUCAGGGCGCAGUAACCGAACAAUAGUCACAGUUUCAGAACCAUUUUCUGUUCCUAAAAUAACCAUCGACUCACCACAGAAUAUUACCGAAGGGGAUAAGAUUUGUAUAACAUGUUCAACUGUCCUACUUCGCCAGGAUCAAACUGAAAUUAUCUUGCAGAAAAAUAAAACAAUUCUGAAUAGCACAAAGGGCAGAGAGACCCUAACAUAUUGCAAGAUAGUCAAGUUGGAAGACAAUGGCAAUUAUAUUUGCACAGUGGAGCAUGGAAGUGUAUCUAAAACCUCUGGAGAAGAACUUGUGGUGACUGAACUGUUUUCCAAACCGAUGUUAGUGGUUAAUAAAACCAAGUGGGACGAAAACAGCAUCGUACGAAUUCAGUGUCAAGUGAAUGGCCCAAUGCCGAUCAGUCUCUCGCUCAUAAAGGACAACAAAAUAUUGAUAAACUCCAGCAUUUACACGGCUCAACUCCGUGUAUCUGACAGUGGAAUCUAUAUGUGUAGAGCAGAGAUAAACAACAUUUCCAAGGAAAGUGACCCAGUAUUUCUCCACAUUUAUGCUCCAGUUUCUCUGCCUGUCCUUUCUCAACCAUUUUCCCAAGUAGGUGUUCUGGAUAAGUUCUUUGUCUUACAAUGCUACUCAAAGUUUGGGACUCUGCCUAUAACAUACUCCCUUUACAGAGGGAAUAUAUAUAUCAGGAAGAUUGUGACUGAACAAAAUGUGCCAGCAAACUUUACAGUCAAAGCGACUAGCAUCCAAGAGUCUGGACAAUACAGGUGCCAUGCUAACAAUGGCCACUCUAUUUCACAACAAAGCAAAAGGAUAAAUGUCACAAUAAUAGCUCCUGUUGUUAAUAUAACUUUUAAAAGAGAACCAGAGGAGAACAUAGAAGAUGGCAAUGGACUCGUAUUUUUCUGCUCAGUUGCAUCAGGAUCCUUCCCUAUUGAGUUCCACUUUUUUAAAGAAAACGAUGGCAAAUCCUUACAUCAGGUCAUAGAAAAGAAAAAACAGGUAGUUUCUUGGGCGAAGGAAAGCUUCACAAGCCAGGAUGAAGGGAGUUACUUCUGCAGAGCUGACAACCAAGCAAAAUCUUUUGUGGAAAGCCAGAAGAUCCUUGUCAAGGUUGUCAUGGCUUCGUGGAAGAAAGGACUUAUUAUAACCACAAUCCUCCUGAUUUUUCUUGCUGCUAUAAUUACAAUCAUUUGGUUGAAUUGUCGUUCGAAAGCAAACGCGAAAAACAUUUCUACGGAGUUGGCUGUAUCCAAAAGAGCAACCAAUUCAGUGGAUGGGAAACGGAUAACGGGACAAAAUAAUGAAGGAGAAUUCUAUUAUGGUUCGGGGUAUAAUGAAGAUGGUGAAAAAAAUCAUAUCAGUGCAAAAGAGGAUAAUAGAGGAUCUGACCUUGAAGUUCCUGAAGUGGAAUAUACGGAAGUACAAGUAUCGGUGCCUGACCCUUACCGAGCUCCUGUAACAAAUAAUGAGACAGUUUAUACUGAAAUCAGAAAAACUAUUAAUGAUGCCGGGGAGAACAGACAUUCUGACAGGGAGGAAAGCACAAAGAUGUGGCCAUGAGAAAACACCCUGAGGGAUCAGGAACCAGCUUCCACUGGAAAAUAAGAUGAUUUUAAUUUAUCCUCUUACCCUUGAGCUCUUCGUGUCCCUUUCUGAACUAUCCUAGAGAAUCUUUCAAUGCUCCAGAGCGAUUUUUCAGGGGAACAGGGGAAUUUGCAAACAUUAUCCCUCUCCUCCUUCAGCAUCCUGUAAUCUCUGAACUCAAGCCAACAUAUAUUUAGGUCGAAUAUUGAGAACACUUCCUAAGCACAAAUUCAAUCAUGCAAUCAACUGCUCUGGAGUCUCCUUUCCUGGUAGCUUUCAAGGAUAAUCUAAACUAGAGCCUGCCCUUUAAUUCUAAAGCUUUUUGCCACAGGAUCCUUUCUUCAAAAUUCAAGAUUCAGCUGAUCAUCUGAACAAACUUUGUUCAUCAUACAGUAACCUUGUUGAGAAUGGUCAUAUAACUCCUGUGGCCUGUUAAACUCUGUUGAGGUAUUUCCAACAAGGGAACAAGGCAGGUAUUGGUGUGAGAUGAGUGCUGUGCAGAUCCCAC